Microcebus murinus (gray mouse lemur) is the source of this 1713-nucleotide messenger RNA. It is a transcript of the gene FTSJ1, whose product is annotated as FtsJ RNA 2'-O-methyltransferase 1. NCBI's taxonomy places the organism in Eukaryota, Metazoa, Chordata, Mammalia, Primates, Cheirogaleidae. Gene Ontology annotation, biological process: tRNA methylation; cytoplasmic translation. Gene Ontology annotation, molecular function: tRNA methyltransferase activity. Gene Ontology annotation, cellular component: cytoplasm. The record is from RefSeq and is a predicted model, not a curated record.
AAAAAAAAAAAAAAAAGGGACUAGUGGAGGUAGUGGUGAAAGAAGAGAUAAUGAGAAACUGAUGGGUAUUGUAGUCAGAGGGUUAAUGUGGGCUAUGGUGGCAUGACCAUCUGGGAAUUAAUGGGGACAGUGAGCAAAGAGAGGGUACUAGUAAGCUGUUGUGGGUGUGAUCAUCCAGUGAUCUAUCAGUGAGGGCACAGUUGGGCAGUGAGGGGAGAAUGGGGAAUUGACGUGUGAUCAUCAGGGAGUAACAGGAGUAUGUGUUAAUGAAGGGGUUACAGGGUAGUGGAAUGGUCUGUGAGGGGUCAGUUGGAGGGCUGAGUUAAUGAGGGCUGAUAAAUCAGUGAUUGAGUGUUUAUGGGGAGCUAAAAGGACAUGAUCCUCUGGGCAUUAACAGGGGCUGAUAAGUACAUAUUAAUAAUAAAGGAAUUACUGGGUACCUGAUCAUUUGAGGGAUUAAUUGGGAAUGGGGGGGACAGAGAGAUCAAGGGGAUGGGAAGUGCAGUGAGGUAGCAUUAGGAUAAUGGAGAUGAAAAGAGAUUAGUUGGGGACUAAUAGGGCUAUAUGAAUCUAGGGGCAAUGGUGACAACUGGGGAGAUGUCACUGACAUGUAAAUAGGGAUGAGGUGGGCAGGAAAGGGUUGAUAGUGGGAGUUACAGGGUUUAAUGUGUAGAGUGUGGUUGACAGUGAUGGGAAGUACACAGGGUCACUGAUUGGUCAUCUGUGGGAUAAGUGUUGGGUUUGUGGGGUCUUUAGUGGAAGCUAUGAGGUAAGUGAUGGAGGAAGCGGGAUCUGUGUGAUGAGCAACGGAGCCUGAGAGCUCAGUGAUAGGGUCCUCUGGGCCCUAUAAAGUCAGUCGGGUCAGUGCCAGGACUUCAGUUGGCUCAUCUGCUGAGCAAACCAUCACAUGGGUCAGAUGAGCCCAGUUUGGUUUGUGUGGUUCUCUCCACCCUGCAGAGGUAGGUGGUAGGUAGCCCAUUUAGCUGGUUACUGAUACUGGGUGGCGUCAGCUGACUGUCAGCAGGUCCUUGGGCAAACUGUGUGUGAGAUGGGAUGGACAUCAAAGGACAAGCAGGAUGUCUACUACCGCCUGGCCAAGGAGAAUGGCUGGCGUGCCCACAGCACCUUCAAGCUAGUACAACUUGAUGAAGAAUUCCAGCUCUUCCAAGGUCCCUAAAUGGCAGGUGUGACACGGGCAGUUGACUUGUGUGCAGCCCCGGGCAGCUGGAGCCAGGUGCUGAGCCAGAAGAUUGGGGGCCAGGGGUCUGGCCACGUGGUGACUAUGGACCUGCAGGCUAUGGCUCCACUACCAGUUGUGUUACAGAUCCAGGGAGAUAGCACCCAGCUCUCCACUGCCAAGGAGAUCAUCCAGCACUUUGAGGGCUGCCCUGUGGACCUAGUAGUGUGCGACGGGGCUCCUGAUGUAACUGGCCUCCAUGAUGUCGAUGAGUAUAUGCAGGCCCAGCUUCUCCUAGCCCUAGAGGAUAACUCAAAGUACAAGUAUAUCCCACAACACAGCUCCCCAUCUCGCCACCAUACCAGGAGGCUUGCACGUUGAUGAAGAGGGGUAGCCGGCCACGGAGAUCCACCCCCAGGACUGCCCCAUCAACAGAGUAGACACCUAGCCCCAGCCCCUGGCCACCCCUCAGCCCCACACCCUGCUGGCUCAUGAGGUCUGGAAACAUGGCUUUGAGCUCACAUUUUUUUUUUUUU